AUGGCUGUUGCCAGGGCAGCGCCUGUAAACAUUCUGUCUGGGGCCCUGGUCGGGGGGAAGCAGCUGGGAGUCUCCUUCUGGGGCUUCCUCGGCCAGGACUGUUCCAAACAAGGAUCCGGUCACUCAGGUACCGGCAUCGAACUUUAUGAUGUAACAGCAGAAAGCACGCCCACUGACGUCAGACAGAAAAGGAUGCACGUUAUCUUCGCUUUCACUGAACAUUUUUCGGGAAGUGUUAAUCAAAGAGAAUACUUACGGACGUAUAUAUUUUGGGAAAAAAGAUGGCAAAAGAAAAUGGACGGGACUAAACAUGUCAAAAUCCAGGACAAGGAUGUGGAUAAAAGUCCUAUAAGCCAGGAGACGGAAGAUAAUGGCAAUGUGAACGAACUAGCUCUAGAGUUAGCUAAGAACGUUGUCACUACUGCUGUUAAGACCAUGGAAGAUGCUGAAAACCCCAUCAAAAACAUCAACUGGAUCACACACGGUGAAUUCACGGCAGAAAGGGGCCGUAAACAAAUUGAGGAGUUCGUUCUGACUUGGGAGUAUCAAGACUGCUGGGUGCACUGCACAGAGUUUAUAGAGAGAGAAGACUUGGUUCACAGCUACCACUACAUCUACUGUGUACACUGGAGCAACCCAACUGCUAACAUACCUAUUGCACAAGUCUCUGCCUCUGCCUACUUCACCAUCAAGAUCACCAAAAACAAACCUCCAGAUAUGCCCAUUGAGGUCUCUUAUAUUUUUGAGGGCCUUUCAUUAGUUCACAGACCAGGACAGACUCGCUUUCGAGAAAAAUGGCUGAGGGACACCAUUGAGGCCAAAAAUAUUUUAAUGGAGUCAAUUCCCUUCUAAUUCAAUUGUGUCUAAGUCUUA
Molecule: messenger RNA, 873 nt
Organism: Nyctereutes procyonoides (raccoon dog)
Lineage: Eukaryota; Metazoa; Chordata; Mammalia; Carnivora; Canidae
Gene: AKAP14
Product: A-kinase anchoring protein 14
Exons: 7
Coding region: 1-852 (283 amino acids)
Cellular component (GO): cAMP-dependent protein kinase complex
Molecular function (GO): protein kinase A regulatory subunit binding
Source: RefSeq, a predicted model, not a curated record